UCGGUGUGGGAAGUAACCUAUAGGCCGGCUUACCGAAAGAAUAAGAGGAACACUCAAUCAUUCAUGGUGCAGCUUUUGUCAGUCUGUGCUUACUGGCUGCGUAGACUACUGGCACAGAUCGGAAAGAGUGGUAGCCUAGCCUAUUCCUGUAAAUACAUUAUUUACGCAGCAGCGGAUUGCUAGGUAGGCUAAUAUCACCACAAUCACGGAUACUGGUACAGUCCCGCUGGCUGAUUCAUUAACAAAAAUGAAACAAAUAUGUUAUGUUUUACUUUAUUUUUGACAGUCAAAUAGACAAAAACACGCAUUAUUUUUCUGUGACAGGCUGCGAUGUUCACGGCGGCAUAUAUUAUUAUGAAGCAUCAGGUAUGUGAUGGUGUCCAGUCCAGAGGGAGCCGGUGCCACACUUCGACUCCACAGGCACAAGGCGGCCGGCAGCUAGAUUACUGAGGGAUUACACGGACACUCGUUAACUCAAUGCCACAAAACCGAGACUGAGUGGGAAGUCUGGGAACAUCGACCAGGGAGGGACUGAAUGGGCGUUCGGCCAACUGACUGACAGACAGGAAGAGCAGGAUCCUCUACAAUCUCUGUGAAUGUAACUCUCAGCUAAUUUCACCAGCGGGAGUUGAGCUGGGAUCGCUCCGCUAGGAUCAGAGACCAGUGCUGAAUGUCUGCCUCUGCCAUCCAGCGCAUCUAUCUGUAGCAGGCACAGAUGGUGGGGUGUUGCUAUGACAACACUUGCCCUGCACCAGGGUGUGGAGUUGUCCCCUUACUUGCUCUACUGUCUUUGAUACGAGACCUCAUCAUGCAAUAACCAGUGGACACCAGUAGUCAGCUGAGCCAUGGCAAAACAGGACUCCUCACUGUUCCUCCACGGCUUUGACCUGGGGGGACACUUCAUAGACCCCCGGCCUCUGGGCAGCGGUGCCACUGGUCUGGUUCUGUCUGCUGUGGACAAGCGCAGUGGCCAACGGGUGGCUGUGAAGAAGCUGGUGAUGCGUGACGCGGUCAGCGUGAAGCACGCCCUGCGGGAGGUCAAGAUCACACGGCGCCUGCAGCAUGAGAACGUGGUGCGCGUGCACGAGGUUCUGGGCCCUUACGGCCACCCGCUGCCUCGCGACCCGGCCCAGCUGAGUGCCCUGUACAUCGUCCAGGAGUGCAUGGAGACGGACCUAGCUAAGCUGCUAGAGCAGGGACCACUUCCCGGUGGGCACGCCAUUUUGCUCUUCUACCAGCUACUACGAGGCCUCAAGUUCAUCCACUCAGCCAAUGUGCUGCACCGUGACCUUAAACCAGCCAACGUGUUCCUCAACACAGACCAGCUACUGCUCAAGAUUGGAGAUUUUGGCCUGGCCCGAAUCGUUGACCCACACUACUCCCAUAAGGGCUACCUGUCAGAGGGCUUGGUGACUAAAUGGUACCGGUCUCCGCGCCUGUUGCUCUCACCCAACAACUACACCAAGGCCAUCGAUAUGUGGGCAGCUGGCUGCAUCCUGGCAGAGAUGCUUACAGGCCGCAUGCUCUUCGCAGGAGCCCAUGAGCUGGAGCAGAUGCAGCUGAUCCUGUAUACGGUGCCUGUGUUGAGGGAAGAGGACCAUCACGACCUCCGGCAGGUCAUCCCCUCCUACGUCAGCCACGGUUGGAGGGUCAGGAGAUCCUUCAGAGAACUACUACCUGAAGUCGAUGCAGACGCCAUAGACUUCCUGGAGCGUAUUCUGACCUUUAACCCCAUGGACCGGCUGACGGCAGAGGCGGCCCUGUCCCAUCCCUUCCUGCAGCAGUACUCGUGUCCCCAGGACGAGCCCAUGUCACCCCAGCCCUUCCGUAUAGAGGACGAGCUAGAUGAUAGCCUGGUCACGGAGCCCGGCCACAGCCACAGCCAGGCCUCUAGCUCUCACUGGGACAGAUAUGAUACCAGCCUGUCAUCAGACCUGUACUGGCAGCAGCAGGGUGGCUGUCAGUGCAUGCCUGGGGUCUCGGAGGUGGUCAACUCCAAAGAGGAGGAGGUCCAGAGAGAUCCCAGGGCAGGUUCCUACCCUCUGUUGGAGGAGGCCCAGGUGGACCCUCGCAAGUAUUCCCACAGCAGCUCUGCCGAGCGCUUCUUGGACCACUCCCACUCCUCUCUGGUGCGGGCCUGUGGGGGCUGGGCUUAUGCUGAGCUGGACUGUGGUCGCUCCUGUGACUACAAAGUGGGCUCCCCUUCCUAUCUGGACAAGGUUGCGUGGAGGGACGGCAAGCCGCAGCACUACUCCGAGCCCAAGCUGAUCCUGGACCUGUCUCACUGGAAGAGGAAUAGCCAGCUCCCUGUGCCUGAGGGGCCUGAGCCUAGAGGGGCCAGCGUGAAGGAGCUGCCUGUCGAGGAGCCACCUUGGGACCUAUUCCAGGAGAUCUCUCGCUGGGUGGAGAGCACACAGACUCGCCUGUCCUCCGCCAGCCCACCCCAGGAACCCCUGUCCUACCCCAGCUCUCCCCAGGAACUCCUGUCCUUCCCCAGCCCACCCCAGGGACCCCUGUCCUUCCCCAGCCCACCCCAGGAACUCCUAUCCUCCGCCAGCCCACCCCAGGGACCCCUGUCCUUCCCCAGCCCACCCCAGGAACUCCUAUCCUCCGCCAUCCCACCCCAGGGACCCCUGGCCUACGCCAGCUCACCCCAGGGACCCCUGUCCUACCCCAGCCCACCCCAGGAACUCCUGUCCUCCGCCAGCUCACCCCAGGGACCCCUGUCCUACCCCAGCCCACCCCAGGAACCCCUGUCCUACCCCAGCUCACUCCAGGAACCCCUGUCCUCCCCCAGCCCACCCCAGGAACUCCUGUCCUCCGCCAGCCCACCCCAGGGACCCCUGUCCUACCCCAGCUCACCCCAGGAACUCCUGUCCUUUGCCAUCUCACCCCAGGGACCCCUGUCCUACCCCAGCCCACGCCAGGAACCCCUGUCCUACCCCAGCUCACCCCAGGAACCCCUGUCCUACCCCAGCUCACCCCAGGAACCCCUGUCCUACCCCAGCUCACCCCAGGAACCCCUGUCCUCCGCCAGCCCACCCCAGGAACUCCUUUCCUCCGCCAGCCCACCCCAGGGGCCCCUGUCCUACCCCAGCUCACCCCCGCUGCCCCCUUUUCCCACCUCUCUCCCUGCCCCACUCUUUCACAGUUGUUCGCCGGUCAUACAGCCAUCACGUGGACUGGACAAGCGUCACACACUCAGCCCGCCUGCCGCGUCCCAUUCCCCUCCCUCCCUGUUGCCCUGUUCUCCCUCGUCUCCUCCACCAAUGUCACCUCUCAUUCCUUCGUCGAUUCAUGAGCCCCCGCAGACUCUUCCCUCCAGGGGGCAAGGGGGCCCGUUUGACCUAGACAUGUUCAUCUCUCGAGCGCUGAAGCUCUGUGGUCAGAGUGAGGACCUGGGGGGAAGCCCAGACGGGGCCAAACGGGCCAACAUCAAGAGGGUACCUCGACUCCCGGAGCACCGGCCACCCCCACAUCAGACUCCCAACUCCUAAUAGGACCUAGGUCCAAGUCUACCACAGAGGGUGCUGGUAGACUGUGGGAACUGCUUUUAAGGCUACCACAGAAAGCACUGGUAGACUGUGGGAGCUGCAUUUUAGGGUACCACAGAAAGCACUGGUAGACUGUGGGAGCUGUGUUUAAGUCUACCACAGAAAGCACUGGUAGACUGUGGGAGCCGUGUUUAAUUCUACCACAGAAAGCACUGGUAGACUGUGGGAGCCGUGUUUAAUUCUACCACAGAAAGCACUGGUAGACUGUGGGAGCCGUGUUUAAUUCUACCACAGAAAGCACUGGUAGACUGUGGGAGCCGUUUCCAAGGACUGUGGUAUACUUAGUAAGACUUGCCUUGUAAAAAGCACGAGUUGACUCACACCCAAAGUAAUAAGCGAGGUGCUGACUAACAGAAUAGUAAACGUAUGGAGAAACACUCUAUAUACUGUAUACUCCCAAUGAUUACUCCCAGUGUAAAAUAGCUUUUUUUUUUUACCUGUUAUCAUUGCGGUGUGCAACUUUUCAUAAGUUGCCUUGACACUGACCCUUCUCACUUAAAUGAAUGAUGCUGGUCCUUUGGAUCAGAGCAGGAGGUGAGGAGAGAAAAGCGAGGAUCAAGAUCCGUUAGCUACAAACAACAUAAUGAGCUUCCGAUGGUUUUGCUACUGCAUACAGUAUGUCAUUGAGGUCACUGCUGUAAAUGAAUGUAUGUUUUACAGAAUCUAACGGAAAGUCGUAAGCCUAUGUAGUAAGCCUGCAUACAGUAUGUUGCUUGAAAGCAGCAACUGUACUCAUUACAAGAAUGCCUGCAAAUGAUCAACAGUUAGGUGGAAAGAGGAAAGUCCAGGUAUUGCAAAGCAAAAUCGCUUAAAGACAACGCAGCCAGCUAUAUUUGGUUAUAAUUUUGUUGAAAUUACUCUUUCAAACAUAACCCUUUAGGUUGUUUAGAUAUGUUCUAGAUGUAACUAUAGAUCUUCCUGCAGCAAAUACUUAAGAAGAAUGAUACGAAUAUCUUCCAUUGAGUGGGAAGUAUCUCCUAUAAGGAGUCUGAAUGUAUUUAUAGAUACACAUCUUAGCAUAAGAACAGUUAGCUCUGGUCCGUGGCAUUAGAGCCCCUUCUUCUACUAAGGAAUGUGUUAAUGGAGGAAGGCGCACUAACAACCUGGACCAGAGUUAAAUAACAGUCAAAGGGAGAUGGUCUCUCAAUAUAAUGAGGUUUUACUGUUGAACACUGCUGCUGUGAUUUCAGACAGUAUGCCUUGUACAAUUGUAUACAUUGAACUGCUGUUUCAUAAAGCAUCUUCCAGAUGCCAGUAAUGGUUUGUUCACAGGUUAAGUACAGCUUUUGGGAUUUAUGUGUGUGUGUGUGUGUGUGUGUGUGUGUGUGUUAUUAUUUAGCUGAAAGGGAGUUUUAUCACGGUAAUGCAGUAAGAUAUAUCUGUCUAGUACCUGCACAUCCACGUUGUCAUCACAGGGAGGUAUACUUAGAACAGUGGCAAACACAGUCAGCCUAGCUGAUAUCAAGCUGAUAACAGAAAGCCUAAGGAGUAGUCAUGCACAAGGCCGUGCAGCAAAAAGGCCACACACUCAUCAAGCACUCAAAACUCUUUAGGCUGCACCCCAAACAAAUAAACGGCACCCAAUUCCUUUAUAGUGCAAUACUUUUGACCAAAGCCCUAUGGACCCUGGUCAAAAGUAGUGCACUGUAAUUGGGAAUUGGGGUUUGCCAUUGGGGACGGAGAUCUUGUCUCAUGCUUUUACCAUUGUUACUACUAUUCAAUGACAGCUACCAUUCAAAAAUGGUUGUAUUUCAUAAUGAUAUACUCUCGAGUCAUGAGAAAUGUAUUAUUGCACAAUAUCACAUGACAUUGUAAAGGGGACAUAGUGACAUAAUGAGCUAACAUAGUCAAUUCUGGGAAUUGCAGGGUGCAAACUAUCUUCAGAGCAGAGCGAAGUUUUAAUAACAAAAGCACAUCAGACAGACAUUGCCAGGGACCAGGUUCUUAAAAGCCAAUUAGGCUUCAUGUGCAGUGACAGACGUAAUCUGGGCAAGUCCAUGAUAUUUUACUGGUAAAAUAACAGUCAGCAAUAAUAUCAGUACCAGUCAAAAGUUUGGAUACACCUACUCAUUGCAGGGUUUUUAAUUUAUGUUUGACUAUUUUCUGCAUUAUAGAAUAACAGUGAGGACUUCAACACUAUGAAAUAACACAUAUGGAAUCAGGUAGAAACCAAAAAGGUGUUAAACAAAUCAAUAUUCAUUUUAAAUUUGAGAUUGUUCAGAGUAGACACCCUUUGCCUUGAUGACAACUUUGCACAUUAUUGGCAUUCUCUCAACCAGCUUCAUGAGGUAGUCACCUGGAAAGCAUUUCAAUUAACAGGUGUGCCUUGCUAAAAGUUCAUUUGCGUAUUUUUUGCCCUUCUUAAUGCAUUUGAGCCAAUCAGUUGUGUUGUGACCAGAUAGGGUUGGUAUACAGAAGAUAGCCCUAUUUGGUAAUAUACCAAUUUCAUAUUAUGACAAGAACAGCUCAAAUAAGCAAAGACAAAUGACAGUCCAACAUUACUUUAAGAAAUAAAGGUCAGUCAAUCCGGAACAUUUCAAGAACUUUGAAAGUUUCUUCAAGUGCAGUGGCAAAAACCAUCAAGCGCUAUGAUGAAACUGGCUCUCAUGAGAACCGCCACAGGAAAGGAAGACCCAGAGAGAGUUACCUCUACUGCAGAGGAUAAGUUCAUUAGAGUUACCAGCCACAGAAAUUGCAGCUCAAAUAAAUGAUUCACAGAGUUCAAGUAACAGACACAUCUCAACAUCUACUGUUCAGAGGAGACUGCGUGAAUCAGGCCUUCAUGGUCGAAUUGCUGCAAAGAAACCACUUCUAAAGGAAACCAAUAAUAAGCAUUCUGCAGCAAUACGCCAUUCCAUCUGGUUUGAACUUAGUGGGACUUUCAUUUGUUUUUCAACAGGACAAUGACUCAACACACCUCCAGGCUGUGUAUGGGCUAUUUGAUCAAAGAGAGUGAUGGAGUGCUGCAUCAGAUGACAUGGCCUCCACAAUCACCCGACCUCAACCCAAUUGAGAUGGUUUGGGAUGAGUUGGACCGCAGAGUGAAGGAAAAGCAGCCAACAAGUGCUCAGCAUAUUUGGGAACUCCUUCAAAACUGUUGGAAAAUCAUUCCAGGUGAAGCUGGUUGAGAGAAUGCCAAGAGUGUGCAAAGCUGUCAUCAAGGCAAAGGGUGGCUACUUUGAAUAAUAUAAAAUAUUUUUUUGAUUUGUUUAGCACUUGUUUGGUUACUACAUGAUUCCAUAUGUGUUAUUUCAUAGUUUUGAUGUUUUCAAUUUUAUUAUAUGAUGUAGAAAAUAGUAAAAAAUAAUGAAAAACCCUUGGUUGAGAAGGUGUGUCCAAACCUUUGACUAUUACUGUACAUAGUUAGAUCCAAUAUGCUUGUUGUGACAGAAUAUGUCCCUUUUAGUCUGAGUCGGUUCAUGAAUGAGCCUCAGAAUAGGCCUACAGCUCAAUGGUUCCAGCUCCCUGAAUGUAAUAGUUUUGCAUGGCUUGGUCCUUGAUUAAACUGUCAAAUGAUUUUAACUACAUGACUUUAAUAAUGUUAAAUCGUGGACAAUCUUUACUUGAGGGUGUCCUGCUUGUAUCACGUAUGGUGGAAGCGGCAGUUUUCACAGCUGAAAUCAAUUUACUCUUAUCCCUUUUGUAGUUCCUCUUUAGAUGAUGAACAGACAAAUAAAAGUUGACUGAACAUUUUUUGAAGGGUGUUUUUUUCUUCUUCUUAUU
Molecule: messenger RNA, 7277 nt
Organism: Oncorhynchus keta (chum salmon)
Lineage: Eukaryota; Metazoa; Chordata; Actinopteri; Salmoniformes; Salmonidae
Product: mitogen-activated protein kinase 4-like
Exons: 7
Coding region: 846-3497 (883 amino acids)
Biological process (GO): protein phosphorylation; intracellular signal transduction; cell surface receptor signaling pathway
Cellular component (GO): nucleus; cytoplasm
Molecular function (GO): ATP binding; MAP kinase activity
Source: RefSeq, a predicted model, not a curated record